AAGUGAAUACUAUAAGUACCAUUCUGGCCAAAAUGGCAAAAUUAGUGCUCGGGAUCAACUUCUUAUAUUUCUCUGGUAUAUUGGCCAUCAAACUGCUAGUUUUCGAGAUGUAGCAGAUAGGUUUGAUGUUUCAAAAAGUAGUUUGGAGAGAAUAAUAAUACGAAUAACAUAUUUCUUAAGCAAUAUGUCUAAAAAUAUAAUAAAAUGGCCAAAUAAUGAGGAAAAAGUUAAUAUCGAGAGACAGAGAUGGAAGUCACAUUAAAAUAGACAAACCAUGUGUAGAUCCAGAAUCAUACAUAAACCGGAAAGGAUUUUACUCUAUUCAUAUGCAGGUUGUCUGUGGUCAUAAAAUGGAAAUAAGAGAUAUAUUUGUUGGAUUUCCGGGAUCUGUUCACGAUAGCCGGGUCUUCAAGAGGUCCUCGCUUUCAAGAACACUGCAGCAAAAAUGUAGAGAUAUGUAUAUUAUUGGAGAUAGUGGCUAUCCUCUUCAGAGACACCUAUUAACACCUUUUAAAAAUAGGGGACGUCUUACUAGACGUCAGAUGAAUUAUAAUACUGUUUUGUCACGCAAUAGAUACAUUAUCGAGCAUUGUUUUGGUAGACUCAAACAAAAAUUCAGACAAUUAUACCACUUAAAAGUGAGAAACAAUUGACUUAUGACACAUAUGAUACGUGUUAGUUGUGUUUUACAUAAUAUAUCUUUGAAUGAUGAAUUUAUUAUGCAUGAAAACAACCAUAUUCAACAAGAAUUU
This is a messenger RNA of Diorhabda carinulata, 752 nucleotides long. RefSeq names its product putative nuclease HARBI1. NCBI's taxonomy places the organism in Eukaryota, Metazoa, Arthropoda, Insecta, Coleoptera, Chrysomelidae. The coding region runs from base 216 to 653 and encodes 145 amino acids. The transcript is spliced from 2 exons. The record is from RefSeq and is a predicted model, not a curated record.